GAAAUUGUCAUUUUUGGCACAUUCCUUCAAAUAUUUCAACGUAACUUUUCGAUACACCUAAAAAAAUGAGAGGUAUUUUCCCGAAGCUUCCCCCAAAGUAUUAUGAAAUGCCAUCCAGAUAUAAGGAUUGCUUCUAUUUGGCCAAUUCUUCUUUCUUCGACAGUGUCAACUGGUAUCUUCAUAAGGCCUAUGAAGUUGUUUUUCCACAACUUGUAGAUGAAUUGAUGAGUAUAUCAGAUCUUGAUGAAAGACAAGCCAGUAACAAAGUCUUGAAUAUAAUUGAGAUAUUGGAUCAAUGUGACAAUCUAUCAGACGUGCGAUUUCCAUUCAAGAGAAAUAAUAAUUAUUCAGAACCCAUAAGGUGUUUCAAAGUCAAACAUGGGUCAUAUGCAGGGUUUCCUUCUAGUCUGAUUGGACUAAGAGUGUCUCCUAAUAUAACAAGAGAUGAUAUGAAAGGGCUAGGAGUUCUAUCAUCCCACAGAUUGUCAGCAUUAGGAAUCAGAAGCACAGGAAUGUUUGGUUCUAUUAAGAUCGACCCCAAAGACUAUGAGACUGAAGAACUUGAGGACAUAAUGGAGCAGUAUCGUCUUAAAUGCUUGAAAGAAGAUAUUAAGGAGCUUGUUAUAGAACCUGAUAUGAUUUGUGAUGAAACUACAGCAGGUUGGAUGUUUCGUAAAUUUGUUGAUGAACAAGCUCUAUUUAUGGCUGCUGGACAAGGUGCUUUCUUCAGUAUAAAUUAUUUUCUGAAUAACGCACUGAUAACAUCUAAGUUGGAAUUUCCGACAGGAAUAUUAGGAAAAACAUUCAUUUUACAGGGUCUUGGUGGAAUGGCUUCCAACUUGGCUGUAUAUUUACAAAAUGCUGGUGCAAAAUGUGUAGGUGUUAAAGAUUACAACUCUCACGUUUAUAUGAAGGAAGGUUUGGACAUUCAUGAGGUGAUAUCUUUCAAAAAGGAAAAAGGUGACUUGGUAGGCUUUGACCUGGCUAAACCUGAAGACGAUUUUGAAAUUUAUAAGAAAGAUUGCGAUAUACUGAUAUUGGCUGCAAGGCAGAAAAGCAUACUUUGUCAUUUUGCAAAUAAGAUAAAGGCAAAAUUGAUAGUAGAGGCUGCUCAUCAUCCAGUAACACCUUCUGCUUAUAUGACGUUAGGAGGUCACUCCAAAAUCGUACUACCAGAUCUUCUUGUUUGCGGAGGGUCGGCUAUAGCGAUCAAUGAGAAGAAACAGGUGGAAAAAAAUAUACUAAAUUCAAGAGCUCUUGGAAGAUUCGAGGAAAACUAUAGUAUUAUACCUGAAGACCUACACUCAGUUAUUAAAGAUUGUAAAAUGGAAGAAAAGUUUUCAACAUAUACUAUAGCAAAUGUGAUCAGUACAAUGGCUCAGGAAAUGCUGAAUACUUGUGAACGAUAUAACCUGGGAUUCGAUUUUAAAACGGCAGUAUUUAUAAUGUCCAUUAGAAAUAUAUUUCAAGAAAUUUUCACUUCCAGGAAGUUUUGACGGAAAGUCCAAAGAGAACUUGAAGAUAAGAGAAAAAUUACAGCUGUAUGUUUAGUAGUACUAUAACUUCUUUCAAUUUAUGACAGCACAUUGAAUCGACACAUGCAUGAUUUAGUACCAAAGUUAUUUUAUGUAUAUCCUUAUUUUUUUAUUCUGUGCAUUCUGUUUUGAAGAAUUGGCUGGGCUAAAUAUGGAUCUGACACGUUUGUCUGAAUUAUAUCUUUUAAAAUACGAAAAAU
This is a messenger RNA of Harmonia axyridis, 1735 nucleotides long. Its product is annotated as glutamate dehydrogenase, mitochondrial-like. The transcript is spliced from 8 exons. Gene Ontology annotation, molecular function: L-glutamate dehydrogenase (NAD+) activity. Gene Ontology annotation, cellular component: mitochondrion. Bases 66 to 1496 code for a protein of 476 amino acids. NCBI's taxonomy places the organism in Eukaryota, Metazoa, Arthropoda, Insecta, Coleoptera, Coccinellidae. The record is from RefSeq and is a predicted model, not a curated record. Gene Ontology annotation, biological process: L-glutamate catabolic process.